AUGGCUGCCAUUAGGUUUUCUAUUUCGAAAUCAGUCUGUUCGUCCAUUAAACCCUCUUUGAGAAUCGCAAAGUACAAAGAUGCGAUUGACGUUAGACCAUCAUUUACUUUACUAAACCCUAACAACUAUAGAAAAGAAUCCGGGGGCACUGGGAAUUACUUGAAGAGUGGUUUUGGAAUGAGAGGUUUGGAAUCACUUUCUGGUUAUCAAUAUAAUAGGACCAAUUUCGUUGGUUCCUUUUCGCCCACACCGUCGAAUCUGCAUUUGGGAAGCAAUGUUUCUCCUGCUGCAAUCAGCCCCGUGCUGAAUUGCCGGUUGUAUUCAUCGUUCUUUGGUGGAAAAGGGGAUAAAGCCAGGGACACGGAAGUUUCAGCUGUUUUGGGUGGAGGUGAGCCUGCUGUUGGUGAAAGUGGGAGUGGUGGUAGUGAUAUGGUUGAUAUGGCUAAGGAUACUUGGAUGUCGACUGUAGAGGCUAUCACUUAUGUAGGGGAGAGGGCUAAAGAAGCCUCUAAUGAAGUAACUCCUCGUGUUCAACAGGUGCUUGAAUCACAUCCCUAUCUUAGAGAUGUCAUUGUUCCGGUUAGUGGUACUUUGACCGGUACUGUGUUAGCUUGGGUGGUUUUGCCGAGGAUAUUAAGGAGGUUACAUAAGUACUCGACGCAAGGCCCUGCUGCAUUACUAUCUGGAACCAUGUUAUGGGGCCCAGUUCCUUACGAGAAGAGCCUUUGGGGUGCUCUUGAGGAUCCACUGCGAUAUCUUAUCACCUUCAUGGCAUUUUCCCAAAUAGCGGUGAUGGUUGCGCCUACAACUGUUGCGUCACAAUACAUUGGACCAGUUUGGAGGGGAGCUGUUAUUGUUUCUUUUGUUUGGUUUUUGCAUCGGUGGAAAUCAAAUGUAAUUGCACGGGCUUUGGAAGCGAGGAACAUAGAGAUUGAUCGAGCAAAGUUGUUAACCUUGGACAAAGUAUCAUCAGUUGGUCUCUUUGUGCUUGGAGCAAUGGCUUUAGCUGAGGCUUGUGGGGUGGCUGUGCAAUCUAUUUUGACUGUCGGUGGCAUAGGAGGGGUGGCUACUGCUUUUGCUGCUAGAGACAUUCUUGGGAAUAUUCUUAGUGGAUUGUCUCUGCAGAUUUCACAACCUUUUUCAAUUGGAGAUACGAUAAAAGCUGGAUCUGUUGAAGGUCAAGUUGUGGAAAUGGGACUUACGACAACAUCAUUACUAAGUGGGGAGAAAUUUCCGACCAUGGUUCCAAAUUCAAUGUUCUCGAGUCAGGUAAUUGUAAAUAAAUCAAGGGCCCACUGGCGUGCCAUGAUCACCAGAAUUCCUUUCCAAACUGAGGAUGUCGAGAAGGUUCCCCUGAUAUCAGAGGGUAUAAAGGCCAUGCUUAGAUCAAAUCCAAAAGUGUUUUUGGAGAAGGAGCCCCCAUACUGUUUCCUCUCUCGGAUAGAACGAUCGUUUGCUGAACUGACUCUGGGAUGCAAUCUGAAACAAAUGAGCAAAGACGAAUUGUUUUCGACAGAGCAAGAUAUUCUUUUGCAGUCAGUCGAGAUAAUCAAGCAGCAUGGUGCUAGACUGGGUAGCACAAUGGACAUGACCAGUCAGUGAUACAAUGGACAUGACCAGUUAGUGAUACACUGGAUGUACAAAUAAAAACGAAUCCAGAAUUCCUAGUUUUGUACUUACUGCAAUUUGACGUGUUGAUAGAUUGAGGAUAUGAGUUUCACAGUCCUGAAGUUUCGGUGAUCGCAGUUAAUUUUGCCCUUUUCCAAACAUUUCAGUGCAUGAGUUGAUUUUCUCAA
Messenger RNA from Rhododendron vialii, 1796 nucleotides. RefSeq names its product mechanosensitive ion channel protein 1, mitochondrial-like. Gene Ontology annotation, cellular component: membrane. The record is from RefSeq and is a predicted model, not a curated record. The transcript has 6 exons. NCBI's taxonomy places the organism in Eukaryota, Viridiplantae, Streptophyta, Magnoliopsida, Ericales, Ericaceae. Gene Ontology annotation, biological process: transmembrane transport. Bases 1 to 1602 code for a protein of 533 amino acids.